This is a messenger RNA of Aureobasidium uvarum, 2247 nucleotides long. NCBI's taxonomy places the organism in Eukaryota, Fungi, Ascomycota, Dothideomycetes, Dothideales, Saccotheciaceae. The record is from the annotation of a GenBank genome assembly.
AUGAGUCCUGGACGUUGUCAGUCUCCUCUAUCAGCUACAUCACCAUCUCGCUCAGCCCCAGAUAUCAGUACCCCAGGACAUAUGCGCUUGCCAUUUGCCGACACUCCUGCAGAGAGCUACUUUGAUACCAGAGCCCUCACACUUGGAGAUGUUCAGCAUGACCAUUUAUCCAAGCCUCCUCCUCUCCAAAACGUACCGCCUAUGUUGGAGGCGACUGACGAGCCUACGUUUCUGGACGACCGUGAUCUGCAAGCCGAACUCGAAUCGACGUGGAUUCUCAACUUGAGCAUGCACUUUCGGGACAAGUCUGAUCGUGAGAAAUUUUUUGUUACCUACGCCCAACAACCGAACCGCUGGUGCAGAGUAACCGUGUCUUGUGAUUACCGAGACGCACCGCCAUCAUCCCUCGAAUCAGAUCUCAAAUCUCUCAAGUUCCAACGAGACAAGAACCAGCGUAUAUACGAAGCUAUCAGAGAGUCUUUACUCGACAUAGACUUCUACGAAACUGUUACAAACCUAAAGCUGGAGACAGAAGAUGGACAGUUACAUGUUCAUGUCACCGAGGACAUCAACGAAAUCAUCUCAUAUCCAUCCGUAGACUUUGUCGAUAGGGACUGUCGCAUCUACCGCGAGAGCGAGCUCGACUUCCAAUCACACAUCUCCGGAUUCGUUUACAAAGUCAGAGUCGGCAAUCAGGUCCUGAUUAAGAAAGAGAUACCAGGCCCAGAUACAAUCGAUGAGUUCUUGUACGAGAUUGAGGUGCUCAACGCACUUCGAGGUUCAAAAGGUGUGAUUGACUUUCAUGGCUUGGUGGUCGAUGAUGACGAGAAGAUAAUCAAGGGGCUGCUGAUAUCUUUUGCGUCGCUUGGUGCUCUUGUGGAUGUCAUCUAUGACGACAAGCAGAGCAGUUCGCUACCAUGGCAUCGGCGAGAGAGGUGGGCUCAUCAAAUUGUUCAAGGCCUCGCUGAGAUUCACGAAGCUGGGUUUGUCCAAGGCGACUUCACUCUGUCCAACAUUGUCAUCGACCACGAGGACGAUGCAAAAAUCAUCGACAUCAAUCGUCGUGGCUGCCCUAUUGGAUGGGAGCCACCGGAGCUUCUUCGUCUUGUCCGAAGAGGGCAGAAGAUUAGCAUGUUUAUUAACGUGAAAAGUGACAUAUUUCAGCUAGGUAUGGUUCUUUGGGCACUGGCGGAGCAGGAUGAUGAGCCUGAGCAUGUUACAAGAACCAGUUCUGGGGCAAUGCCUCGUAUCACGGCACAGGAUGUGCCAAACUGGUUUGAGGAUAUCAUCGAUGCGUGCUUAAGCAAUCAACCUCGAAACCGACCGAGCGCAAAAGAGCUGCUGACAAUGUUUCCACUUCAUCCGCGAGAGUACAAGAAGAGGCGCGUCAGCCCAAGAAGUUCCGACCACAGCCUUACUAACCAUCACUCUCACAAGGAAUUCAGCGAUCCAACGACCGCCGUUGACUGGGACGCAGUGGAAGAGUUCAAAAGAGGACAGCGAAAGCCGGCUGACUUUGUUCCUUCGUACCCUACGACGGAUCCGUAUCAGUUUGUCAAUGCAGCGACAUCUACUGAGUACAGAAUCGACAGCACUGGAAGUUAUGUCAUACCUCAUCGAGGCAGAAGCCCGCAUGGCUAUCGUCAAAGGUCUGCAGCGAGCAGCACCACUAGUCUGUCUUUGAGCCAAGGAGUGCCAGUAUGCGAGUACCUCUGUGAUGAAGACAUCUCGGGCUUUGAGUAUGCUCAAGGCUCACGAGACCGCCCUACAAACAUGACACCACAAAGACCUUCCGUGCCUGACGCUCCGCCGUUCCAGCUGGAUGCUUUCAACUCGCACCAAAUAGCCGAUAAUCACCAUCAACAAUACACAAGACGAGUACCGGAGAGCGAUGAAGAUUCUCCACACCCGCAAGGACAGCAGCGUGUCUUGUUUGGACCGCCAGUACAUCAAGACUCAGGCUUUGACGAGUACAUGAUCGAGACGACUGAGCAUGGCCAGCCAUCAGUACGCCCAGCUCGUAACCUGCCUCAUAUACUCACAACCACUGUCGAGGCUCUGAAUGAUGGUGACCAGGAGGUGUCUGCUGCGACACAACAGUCACAGCCGCCCACAAGCCCUGCAACACCACAGUCACAGACACCCCUCACACCUUUCUCAUAUCAUACACCACCUGCUUUUUCAUCUCCAGCAUCAACACAAAAUCUAGACCCGAAGUCCCACAACUCAGCAACACCAGACUCAUAA